GUAAGAGAUGUUGAGUCAGCAGGCCUCUGAGCCUCUUCUCUGCCUAAAACCAUGUCAGAUUCUUGGGAGGACUGGAAGGACUUGCAGGCUGUCCAUGUUUUCUAGACAAUUCAUCUGCUCACAGACAAGAAUGUGUCUCUGCCUUGCUCCUGGAGACGAUAGGAGAGUCCACAGAUGCAGAGAUAACUUCUACAGUAAAAGGAUUCACACGUGUCCUGUCAAAGCCAUUUUGGGGCAAGUUCCUUCAGCAAUAUGCAGAUUGCACUCUGACACCCAGAAGCUAUCCAUCAAACCCCCAGAGAGAUCUGUCUUCAGGGGAGAUGUCACCCCAAGCUUUAGACGCUUUGUGGCUCCCAGUCUUGUGUAGGAUAAAGCCCAGCCUCCUGGCCUGGCCUCCGAUGUCCUGUGAUGUGGCCCUGUCUGCUUCCUGUCCUGCUGCCCUUGUCCCUUCCAUGCUAGUUGUGCUGGAAUAUUUUACAUCAUCCAGCCAGGCUGGAGUGCAAUGGCCGAUCUUGGCUCACUGCAACCUCCACCUCCCAGGUUCAAGCAAUUCUCCUGCCUCAGCCUCCCGAGUAGCUGGGACUACAGGUGUGUACCACCACGCCCGGCUAAUUUUUGUACUUUUAGUAGAGACGGGGUUUCGCUAUAUUGGUCAGGCUGGUCUUGAACUUCUGACCUCAUGAUCUGCCCACCUCAGCCUCCCAAAGUGCUGGGAUUACAGGCAUGAGCCACCGCGCCCGGCCUACAUAUAUUUUUAAAGUGUAAAUGCUCAGCACACCUUUAUCCAAUGAUAAAAUGAAGUAGUUAGAUGAUUGCACCCUUGCGUAAUGAAGAAAUUUGGAUUUAGGAGAAGGUGAGAAGGCGCUGCAGAGGAGGAGAGAAAAGAGCAGGUAUGCUUUAAAAUGAAGGAAGUAACAGACCAAAUUUACCCGUAAAUGUUAAGGGAAGGAGGGAAAUAACCCUAACCUGCCAAGGCAAAAUACUGGCUGUUGAAGUGGUUUUAAUAAGAAGUGUGACAUUUUUGCAGUGAACCAGGCCUUCUUUGUCAGGAUGGUAUUAAUUUCCUGUGUUAAGACAUAGGAUGUGUGCUGACAGAGUGUCUCAGAAAACAUAUCUCCCAUCGUUAAAUCCCUCUGCACACCAACAACUUUAGAGACCAUUGCCUUUAACAGGUGUCCAGGAUUAGACGAUGAAUUGAAAAAAUGUUUGUAGGAUAGUUGAGUGGCAACCGACUCCUGAGGACAGUUUCAGAGUAGGGUUGAAAAACAAGAUUCAAACCCAAAAUAAAUAGUUGUUUUUUGUUUGUUUGUUUUUGUUUGUUUGUUUUGACAGUCUCACUGUAUCUCCCAGGCUGGAGUGCAGUGGCGUGAUCUCAGCUCACUGCAACCUCCAACUCCUGGGUUCAAGCGAUUCUCGUGCCUCAGCCUCCUAAUUAACUGGGUCUACAGAAAUCAUAGCCCACUAAUGAGUUUUGGAGCCAGCUUCGUCAGUUUUUUGAAUGCCAUGAUGACAUUUGAGGAAGAAAAAAUGCAGUUGGCAUGUGAUGACUUAAAAACCACAGAAAAACUGUGUGAAAGUGAAGAGGCUGGAGUAAUUGAAACAAUCAAGAAUAAAAUUAAGAAGAACGUUGAUGUCCGAAAAUCCGCCCCCUCUAUGGUUGAUCGGCUUCAGAGGCAGAUAAUCAUAGCUGACUGCCAGGUUUACCUGGCUGUGCUUUCAUUUGUAAAACAAGAAUUGUCAGCUUAUAUCAAAGGUGGGUGGAUCCUUAGGAAAGCCUGGAAGAUUUACAAUAAAUGCUAUCUGGACAUCAAUGCCCUUCAGGAGCUGUAUCAGAAGAAGCUAACUGAAGAGUCCUUGACUUCUGAUGCUGCAAAUGAUAAUCACAUUGUGGCUGAAGGGGUGUCUGAGGAGUCUCUGAACAGACUGAAAGGUGCUGUUAGCUUUGGAUAUGGCCUUUUUCACCUUUGCAUAUCCAUGGUGCCCCCAAACCUGCUCAAAAUCAUCAACCUGCUGGGUUUUCCUGGAGACCGCCUACAGGGGCUUUCUUCACUGAUGUAUGCAAGCGAAAGUAAGGACAUGAAGGCCCCUUUAGCUACAUUAGCUCUGCUCUGGUAUCAUACUGUAGUCCGCCCGUUUUUUGCCUUGGAUGGCAGUGAUAACAAGGCAGGCCUGGAUGAAGCUAAGGAAAUUCUCCUUAAAAAAGAAGCUGCUUAUCCAAAUUCUUCCCUCUUUAUGUUUUUCAAGGGACGGAUACAACGACUAGAGUGUCAAAUCAACAGUGCCUUGACGUCUUUCCACACUGCUUUGGAACUUGCAGUAGACCAGAGAGAAAUUCAGCAUGUCUGUCUGUAUGAAAUUGGUUGGUGCAGCAUGAUAGAGCUCAAUUUCAAGGACGCAUUUGGUUCCUUUGAGAGGCUAAAAAAUGAGUCCAGGUGGUCCCAGUGCUAUUAUGCCUACUUGACUGCAGUUUGUCAGGGAGCCACUGGUGAUGUGGAUGGGGCACAGAUUGUCUUUAAAGAAGUUCAGAAACUCUUCAAAAGGAAAAACAAUCAGAUUGAACAGUUCUCGGUGAAAAAGGCAGAGCGAUUUCGGAAGCAAACCCCAACCAAAGCACUCUGUGUGUUGGCGUCUAUCGAAGUGUUGUACUUGUGGAAAGCUCUUCCAAACUGUUCCUUCCCCAACCUGCAGAGGAUGAGUCAAGCUUGCCAUGAAGUGGAUGACUCAUCUGUUGUUGGAUUAAAGUAUUUGCUUCUUGGUGCCAUACACAAAUGUCUAGGAAACUCAGAAGAUGCUGUUCAGUACUUCCAGCGAGCUGUUAAAGAUGAAUUGUGUCGUCAGAAUAACUUAUAUGUUCAGCCGUAUGCCUGUUAUGAACUUGGCUGUCUUCUAUUAGACAAACCAGAGACUGUAGGAAGAGGCAGAGCUCUACUUCUUCAAGCAAAGGAGGAUUUCUCUGGCUACGACUUUGAAAACAGAUUGCAUGUCCGCAUCCAUGCUGCUCUGGCCUCUCUGAGGGAAUUGGUUCCUCAGUGACAGACCCGGAACACCUGCUCCGUCCCUCCCCACCCAGGGUCCGCACUUUAAAAUAAAAGCAGAGGACAAAGCUCUUGUGAAGAUGGGCUUUUCUUCUGAAAACCACCUGUGCCAGGGACACAUUUUCCCAGUUAAGCUGACAUAUUAAAGAUCUCCUCUUUUAAACAUGUAGCUAAAAAGUAAUAAUGAUGUUGAGGAGGAUGAUGAUGGUAAUAAUAACUAACCACCUGGGGAGAGGGUUAAGUGACCUUGCUCAAACGUUUUAGUUUUGUGAUUUAUUAUUUUUAAAAUAAAAUCAAACGGAACAUCCAACCCAAGAUCCUGUAGGAACACCUACCUUAAGCACAUAUCUGAAUGGGUAACAUGACGAGGUACCUGUAAAAUUAUUAACAAUAUCAUGACAUAGCAUUUAUAUUUGUGUUUUGAAAAAAUACAAGUGCUUUCUAGUGUUUUACUUUAUCCUCAAAAUACUCCAGUGAAUAACAUAGCACAGAUAUUCUUAACCCCACUUUGCAGACAGUGAAACUCAGGCACAAAAAGGCAAAUUGACUUAUCCCAAUUAAUUAUUCCUGUUAUCAGCAGAACAAUGAAUAGAAAGCAGAUCUCCUGACCACCAACUGACUGUUCUUUUAUUGUAAAAAGAAUUCAUGUUAAUAGGCCAGAAUUCCAUGUUUUACUUAUUAAAAGAACAAAAUCUUCAGCUGAAGUUAUGUCACCAGAAAUAGUUAUCUCCAGAUUGUCUACAGAAUGUUUCAAAGCGAUGGACACUCUUUUUCCUUUGAAAGCCAACCAAGUAAGAGCAAAUCUUAAUAGAAGAUAAUUUUACAACUAAAAGUGUGACUCUUUUGCUAAUCUAUUAGCCUAGUCUAUAGAUUAGACAAACAGUAUCUACAUUUUAGGAGUUUACCUUUCUUUGUGAAAAUUGUCGAAUUACCAACUUUUGGAAAUCUUUUGACACAUUACUUGAAAAGGUUAUUCGUGAAUGAACAUAGAUUUUGGCCUCAAAAUAUUUGCUGGUGGAACAUUUGCUGGGCUACACAGUGCCAGGAUUUAAUCAUUUUCCCCUUAGCUCAGGUUAUUUAGAUAUUAUAAAAGGAAUUCAAAGUUAUUUUUUUAUUCUUCAUUGCUAAUUUUUGUCAUUUAAUUUACCUCCAUGCCCGGUACUGCAAACCUGUGGUUCUGAAGAAUCUAAAUACCUCAGUCACUUUUAAGAAUCUCUGCCAUAAUUUGGCUGAAUGUUUAAGGUUAGAUUUUUAAAGAAAUUUUUAUUGAGCUAAAGGAUAUCAUUUUAGGGUAUCGUUUAUUUACAAAUUCUUUUGGCUGAAACAUGAUCUCAUAUUAAUAUUUUAAUAUUUUUUUCAAAAUAAAACAGAAAAGCAAGUAGAAUGUUGGCAAAUUUAAUCCGAUUUGACCUUGUUUUGAGGGAAUAGUCAUAAUUUCUUUGAAAGAAGUUAUUUCUCACUGAUUUUGGCUAAACUGUAUUCAUAUUUCUUCAUCUCUGUUCCUGACCACUUUUCAGUAGACUGUUUCCAAAAUGUUUAUUCACCUUGACUUUCUCCCUGAUGUGAAUUCGGUGUGGGUUUUAGAUAAUAGUAAGAGAGAAGAGAUUGGUCUCCUAUAUUCAGUGAAUGAGAAGGGAACUUUUUUCUGAAGAGCAAAAUUGGUGUCCAAAAAUAUUGGACAUCUGUUUUUUUUUUUUUUUUUGAGACGGAGUCUCGCUCUGUCACCCAGGCUGGAGUGCAGUGGCGUGAUCUUGGCUCACUGCAACCUCUGCCUCCUGGGUUCACACCAUUCUCCUGCCUCAGCCUCCCAAGUAGCUGGGACUACAGGCGCCUGCAACCACACCCGGCUAAUGUUUUUUUGUAUUUUUAGUAGAGAUGGGGUUUCACCAUGUUAGCCAGGAUUGUCUCCAUCUCCUGACCUCGUGAUCCACCCGCCUCGGCCUCCCAAAGAGCUGGGAUUACUGGCGUGAGCCACCGUGCCCGGCCUGGACAUCUGGUUUUAACUAGAUGGAAGGGAAGAACAUUAUGAAUCUUUAAGAUAUGGCUGUUGCCGUUUUUCUCUCUUCUUAACAUGCAGCAUAGGUGACAAGCUUUUCUGUCAUCAUCAUGGAGCAUUCUGAAUCAUGACAUUUUUGUUUGAGAGUUCAUUCUUGAAUUUUCAGUUCAAAAUAUUGUUUGAACUAUUAUUCCACAUUCAAAGAUUAUAUAAGGUCCUGUGCUUUUGAAUCUUUUUCAAAAAAUUUAUUUCUGCCUGCUUAAAAAAAAAACUUUUAUUUCCCCACAGAGAGUUCAGGACUUCAGAUUAGUUUGUGUUCAGCUCACUUAACUGGAUAGACAAUUUUGCGUUUUGCAACACCAUCCUGUAGGUUUUCUUUACUAGUCAAAGUGUAGGUCUUUUUAAAAAUUUUAAUCUUUAUUUUUAUUUUUAUUUUGAAACAGAGUCUCACUCUGUUGCCCAGGCUGGAGUGCAGUGGUGUGAUCUGUGCUCACUGCAACCUCUGUCGCCCGGGUUUAAGCGAUUCUUCUGCCUGAGCCUCCCAAGUAGCUGGGAUUACGGGUUCCUGCCACCGCGCCUGGCCAAUUUUUGCAGUUUUAGUAGAGGCAGGGUUUCACCACCUUGGCCAGGCUGGUCUUGAACUCCUGACCUCAUGAUCCACCCACCUUGUCCUCUCAAAAUGCUUACAGGCAUGUACCACUGUGACCGGCCAGGUCUUUUUUUUUUUUUUUAAAAAAAAGGCUUGGUACAGAUGGCGCCUGUGGUAAAUCUGUGUUAACAUGGUGGUAGACCAUGGAGAAUGGGUAGAUGGGGCUUCUAGACUCCAAAACAACAAAACCACAGUGUGAGUACACUGUCCCAUUAGGUUGACUGAAGUCUGAGUACAUUUUCUGGCCUGCGUGCUGUGACUCAUCCAACCUGUGAACUGAUUGUGAUCUGCUUGGUAACUUGGUUUGGUGUAAACUGCUCUUAACCCUUUGCUGAUGAAGAAAAUAAUCAUAUAAGUGGAACUAUUUGCAUCUAUGUGUGCUUCUUUUUUUAUGUUGUCAUCACUCAUUCCUUCCCCUGUCCUAUUUUGGAGGCUCUCAAUGGAUCUUCUAACUUAUAAAUGUCAAAUAUAUUUUUGUAUUAGAUUGUGCCUAUGAUGAGAGAAAUCUUUAAUGUAUAUUUUAUGUAUGCUGAACACAUUUUUAUAAUUUGACACACUUGGAGGCAUGGUCUAGUAAUAAUAAUGUAAUAUGUACCUUGCUGGUUAAUAUAACUAAGAUUUUGCCUUUA
Messenger RNA from Pan troglodytes (chimpanzee), 6309 nucleotides. It is a transcript of the gene TTC39C, whose product is annotated as tetratricopeptide repeat domain 39C. The transcript has 16 exons. Lineage: Eukaryota; Metazoa; Chordata; Mammalia; Primates; Hominidae. The record is from RefSeq and is a predicted model, not a curated record. The coding region runs from base 1465 to 3033 and encodes 522 amino acids. Gene Ontology annotation, biological process: otolith morphogenesis; cilium assembly. Gene Ontology annotation, molecular function: protein binding.